ACCUUUAAAAUGGUGCCAGACUGGAGUCUUUGUAGGACGGGCACCUCCAGGUGCUGCAAGAAAAACCAACAAUCCCACUUGAUCAAGCAGAGAUGAGAGAAAGGAUAAAGUCAGAGGUGGAGGCUUUCUGUGGGAUCAGGUGUGAGAGUGGAUCGGCCAUCAAUCACCUGGUUGCAGCUGCUGCCAUGCUCUACACCGAGUUGCUCAAGCUGUGGGACCAGUCGGUCCAGGCCGUGGACGCCAAGGACUGGCAGGGCGCCCUGGCCAAGCUGGACCAGAUCUCCGAGCCCACCUCCCGCACGCUCUUCAACGCCGCCUCGGCCCACCUGGCACUGGACAGUUUUAUGAGGCCCUGAGGGCUUUAGACCUCACCAUCGCCAAAGAUGAACGCCU
Messenger RNA from Salarias fasciatus (jewelled blenny), 393 nucleotides. RefSeq names its product neutrophil cytosol factor 2-like. The transcript is spliced from 3 exons. Lineage: Eukaryota; Metazoa; Chordata; Actinopteri; Blenniiformes; Blenniidae. Bases 93 to 356 code for a protein of 87 amino acids. Gene Ontology annotation, molecular function: protein binding. The record is from RefSeq and is a predicted model, not a curated record.